AUGCGAGAUUCAUUAAGUAGCCAGGAGAAAAAGGAACUAUACGCGGAUCUAGACAGCGUCGACGUGAGUGAAUACAACCAUGUAAUAAACAAUUCCCAUAGCUCCGAAGAAGAAGACGAUGAGUCAUCAUCGGAUGAUUACAUGGAAACUGAACAAGUGCCAGAGGGCAGUCACAGCAGGAGCAUAUUAUAUGGUAGUAGUAAAGCUAAUCAAAAUAACAGCUGUGGAAAGGUGAAUAAUGAUCAAAUCGACUCUGUGACAAAUUCGGACAAGGGAUGUACGAAAAACCCAAAUGACACAGGAACGUUAACAACGUGUGGGCAAGACAUAAGCGGAACGAACAAAAAAAGCACAAGCAUUAGUGAACAAAAGCAAAUGCAAAAUGGCCACACGUAUAUCUACGUUAGGGUAAAAACAAACGACUCUAAUAAUAACACCAUUAAAUGCAAGAUAGAGAAAAAUAUCACAGUAAAAAAAUUGAAAAAAAAACUCGGAAAAAUAUUACACAAUGGUGAAGACGAAUAUAGGAUUAUUUACAGGGGGAGACUUCUAAAGGAUGUUGAAGUGUUAUCCAAAUACAACAUAAAAUUUAAUGAUAUCCUAUACGCCAUUAGGAUAAAUAAAAAAAAAAAUGGAAACGAUGCCAUCCUGGAUUCAGGAAUUACCAGUUCCCAGUUAAGUACUAUAGGAGAGGAGUACAACGAUUUCGGGAAGUUUCCUCAAAAUGAUAAUUUAUCAAAAUUAAUUUCGUCCAUGUUUGAUAACAGUGAUUUUCUGAAAUCAAUAAUGGACUCAAAUAAGCAGCUACAAAAGCUAAGAGAAAAGAAUUCAGAGAUUCAUCACAUGCUAAAUGAUUCACAGUCUUUGAAGCAGUCUUUUGAAAUGAUUAAAAAUCCUUCAUUAAUGAAAGAACUUAUGAGGAAUACUGAUCGAGCCAUAAGUAAUAUAGAAGCCAUUCCAGGCGGGUUCAACACUCUGAGACGAAUGUAUCACAACAUUCAGGAACCCAUGUAUGCUGCGAGUGAGGCAUCAAAUGAAAACAAAAAAAAUAAAAUUAAACAUUAUGAUUUAAAAGCUUCUUCUCCUCCUACUAGUGAAGCCUUCCCUAACCCCUGGGCUUCCAAGGAUGUGAAUGCAAAAAAUAAAAAUAAUCAAAAUAAUGAUCUAGAUAAAUAUCUUCUCAUGAAUAAUAAUUUGUUUAGCAACAGCAAUAAUCUUUUUAAAUCGACCAAGAAGAACAGGGGUAACGGGUUGGGAGGGAACAACAACCUUUUGAAGACCAACAUUUUGGACCUCCUGCAGAAUUACCAAGCUCCCCCUCAGAACCAACUUGGUGGCAUGAGCAACAUGAACGGAAUGAAUAACCUCUUUAGUAGCGCGCAGAUGAACAAUCGACAGAUGUACCACGGGCUACUCAACAGCGGGCUGUUCAGCGGGGGGUUGCUAAACAACGCCUCGUUAAAUAACGGGUCCGCGGUAAGCAGCCCCCCGGCUAACGGUCCCCCCAGUAUCUUUCAUCCAAAUGGCACGCAGCCCGGAAAUGGAUCCCCCUUGGGCAAUCUGUUCAACAACAACUUAUUUAACGACAAGCUAUUUUUCGGAUCCAACUUCACCAAUGAUUUUAUUAACCAGUACUCACAGGUGCAAAAGAAUAAGGACGACCCAGAAGGGGCCAAUGCGCUAAACCAAGUAAUUUUAAAUGUGAAAGACCAAGUGAAUGAUGACAACGGUUUGAAGUCUAUUCUGAGUAAUCCCUCCAUUAUCAGCCAGAAUGGUCAGGUAACUGCAUCGAAGAGUAGCAGCAGCCAUCUUGGUGAUGAACAGAAGGGCGAGGGUGAUGAGGUUGUAAACAGGGAUGGUAAAAGACAAUUCCUUUUGGGAGGGAAAAGGGAUGCUAGCCAAAAUUUAAUAAAGGAGGUCAUUGCUGCGGACGAACUGGAAGAAAGUAAUACCAAAAGGGGGGACGGGGACGCAAGGAAUUUGAACAAUGUUCCAAAUGUGACAUCCUCGAAGGAAGACAAUUCAAUGGAGGGAGGUUCUCCAAAUGUGUUACCAAGUGAUGUGAGUACUUCAAAUGGGGGUACUUCCCUAAGUUCUACCGUGUUGAAUACGCAGUUAGGAAGUGGCAACCUUGGCGGUCUUAACUCCACCCCACUAAACACCCUGGAGAACCAUGUCAACAACCUCGAUUUGAGAAGUAUGUCUGAGGCGGUUAAGUUACUGAGGAACGGUGGUGCAAACGUUGCCACUACCCUGGGCGGUAGCGCCCUGAAUGAACAGGAAUAUUUCUGUAAGCUGUACGCCGAACAGCUGAAUUCGCUACGAGGAAUGGGAUUUACGGACGAGCAGAAAUGCAUAAAGGCGCUAGUUAACACGCAGGGGAAUAUAGAAAGGGCCAUCGACUUUUUGUUGGCCGACAUGAAUGCAGAUCAGAAUUAA
This is a messenger RNA of Plasmodium knowlesi strain H, 2439 nucleotides long. Its product is annotated as ubiquitin-like protein, putative. Gene Ontology annotation, molecular function: polyubiquitin modification-dependent protein binding. Lineage: Eukaryota; Apicomplexa; Aconoidasida; Haemosporida; Plasmodiidae. Gene Ontology annotation, cellular component: cytosol. Gene Ontology annotation, biological process: ubiquitin-dependent protein catabolic process. The record is from RefSeq and is a predicted model, not a curated record. The transcript has a single exon. Bases 1 to 2439 code for a protein of 812 amino acids.